AAAACAAACAUAGAAUAAUUGGAUCCACGGAUUAAUAAUCUCAAUCUCAUGCUCUAAUCCACCCAAUCAAACAUGCCCAAAGGUAAUUGUUCCUUUUUAAUGUUUGUUUUUUUUUGUCUCUUGAGUAAAAUUCAUGAACUCAUCUGUUUAUCUUACAUUUCUUUGUAGCCUUUGGUUUCUAUUUCAUUGACUUUUCUUAAUCCAAAUUUGUAGAACCUACAAGUAUUGUUUAUCCAUUUUCGUCAUAUAUAUAUAUAUAUAUAUAUCUUAUACAUCCAUGGUGCCCUUACAUACUGUAUACAGGUUCUUAAUCCAUAUAGUAGAGUUCUCUUCCAAAACUACUGUUGCAGAAGUCCAAAAAGCCUCCUCAUCGAUGCUUCGGUUUUCUUAUCACGUUUUCUUGAGCUUCAGGGGUGAAGAUACCCGCAGGACAUUCACUGACCACCUUUACACAGCUUUGGUGCAUGCAGGGAUUCACACGUUUAGAGAUGAUGACGAACUUGAGAGAGGGGAGGAUAUUGAAUCAAACCUAAAGAAGGCAAUCCAACAGUCAAGAAUUUCAAUAAUCGUCUUGUCAAAAGACUAUGCAUCUUCUAAGUGGUGCCUUAAUGAACUUGUGAAGAUACUUGAACGCAAGAGAACUGUCAAUCAUAUAAUACUUCCUAUAUUCUACCACGUGGAUCCAUCCCAUGUCAAGAACCAAACUGGGAGCUUUGCAGAAGCAUUUGAAAAACACAACAAGAGAUUUGAGGCCGAGACUGAUUAUAGAAAACAAGAGAGGCUUGCAAAGGUAGAGACAUGGAGGGAAACUCUGAGAGAAGUUGCGGAUUUGUCAGGGAUGAUCUUAGAAGAUGGGCAUGAGUCAAGAUUUAUUCAGAAAAUUGUGAAGGAGAUUGCGAAUAAAUUGAAUCGCACAGUCUUGAGUGUAGGCCCCUACCAAAUUGGAAUUAAUUCUCGUAUAAAAGAAAUUAAUUCCUGGUUACAAGAUGGCUCAACUGAUGUUGGCAUUGUGACGAUAUGUGGUAUGGGUGGGAUAGGGAAGACAACCAUUGCCAAAACAGUUUAUAAUCUUAACUUCGACAAAUUUGAAGGUAGCAGUUUUCUUGCAAAUAUUAAGGAAAUAUCAGAACAACACGAUGGCUUGGUUUGUUUGCAAAGAAAGCUCCUUCAGGAUAUUUUGAAAGGGAAACAGAAAAAAAUUCAGAGUGUUGAUGAAGGUAUUAGUAAGAUCAAAGAUGCUAUAUGCUGUAAAAGAGUUUUUCUUGUGCUUGAUGAUGUGGAUGAAGUGGAGCAAUUAAAUGCGGUACUCAUGAUGCAAGAUUGGUUUUCUCCGGGAAGUAAAAUUAUCAUCACAACUAGACGUGAGCGGUUGCUAAUGGCACAAAAACUGUGUAAGGUACAUAAGGUUAAGGAGCUAAAUGAUGAUGAAUCACUUGAGCUCUUCAGUUUGCAUGCCUUUCGACAAGACCAUCCAAUUGAAGGUUACGUGGAGCACUCAAAAAGAGUAGUGCACUACUGCAGAGGGCUGCCUUUAGCUCUUCAAGUUUUGGGCUCUUCUCUAUACGACAGAAAUAUAGAUGUGUGGGAAAGUGCAUCAAAGAAAUUGGAAGCAAUUCCUGAUAGCCAGAUCCUUAAAAAACUUAAAAUAAGUUAUGACUCUUUAGAUGACCACGACGGAAAUCUAUUCCUAGAUGUUGCUUGUUUCUUUGUUAGAAAAGACAGAGACUUCAUUAUUUCAAUACUAGAUGGAUGUGAUUUCCACACAAGAGUAGGGAUUGACAAUCUCGUUGAUAGAUGCCUCUUAACAAUUGAUGAAAAUAGCAAGGUAAUGAUGCAUCAGUUGCUUCAAGCCAUGGCACGAGAAGUAAUACGACAAGAGUCACCUGAGGAACCUGAGAAAAGAAGCAGAUUGUGGGAAUAUAAGGAUGCCUUUAAUGUAUUAAUAGAGAAAACUGGGACGAAAACAAUUGAAGGCCUCAGUCUAAACAUUCAUGCAUCGAACAAAGAUAAAUCAUCCAGGAGGGUAGGUAAUGCAAAAAGAUGCAAUUCUGGAGAUUUGCAUGACAUAUCAACAAUGUUUUAUGAAGGCCAUCCAUCAAAGCAACGUCGUCUGAGCUUCUUCUCUUCCUUCCCUAUAUAUUCUGCCUUAAGAGAAUCAUUUGCCACAUCAAAAGAAGCAGACAUACAAACUGAUGCAUUUUCAAGAAUGUGCGAACUGAGACUGCUUCAACUCUAUAAUGUACGGGUCACUGGACAUUAUGAGAAAUUUCCCAAGAAGUUGAGAUGGUUGUAUUGGCGUGGUUUCCCUUCAAAAUAUAUACCCAAUGAGUUUCCUUUGGAGAGCUUGGUUGCACUUAACAUGCGUUACAGCAGACUGGAACAGGUUUGGAGGGGAACAAAGUUGCUCAGAUUACUGAAAAUCCUCAAUCUCAGUCAUUCCCACCGCCUGAUCAAUACCCCAGACUUUUCAGAGAUCCCUAACCUGGAGAGGAUAAUUCUUAAAGAUUGCAUAAAUCUGAUUGAGGUUCAUGAAUCCAUUGGAGAAUUAAGUAGGCUCGUCUUGUUGAAUCUGAAAUACUGCAGAAGACUUGGGAAGCUUCCACAACAAAUUUGUCACCUGAAAUCCCUUAAAGAACUCAUUCUCUAUGGUUGCUCGGAGCUCAAUCAGUUGCCUACAGAGCUAGGCAACUUGGAAUCUUUGACGGUGUUCAAUGCAGAUAAAACUGCUAUAUGUCAAUCACAGUCGACCCCCGAUGAGAAGAAUUUUUGGUGCUCAUUCUUCUUUUCAUGGGUUUUGAAACCAAGAAAGUGUCCAAAUCCCAUCAGCUUUUCAUUGGCUUCCUUGUCACACUCCUUAGUAACCUUAAGUCUUGCACAUUGCAAUCUUUCUGAUGAUGCUAUGCCAAGGGAUAUGGGUGUGCUGUCCUUGUUGCGGAACUUGAAUUUGAGUGGGAAUCCGAUUUGUGGCAUACCAGAUAGCAUCAAAUGCCUUACUCAGCUCCAGUCACUUGCUUUAGAUAGUUGCACAAGACUCCAAUCCCUUCCAGAGCUUCCAAUGAGUGUAAAUAACUUGGAUUUAUACAAGUGCGGCUCGUUGGAAAUUGUAAUAAACCUACCAAACUUGUUGAAAUCACUAGACGUGGUCGUAAAUUCUUGUGACAACCUUAUUGAAGUUCAGGGAUUAUUCAAGCUAGUACCCAUUGUAAACAUUGAUAUCCAAAUGAUGAACAAAUUGGGCUUGUGCAACUUGGAAGUCAUAGGAAAAAUCGAGGUGGAACUGUUCAAUAACAUGACAAUUUCAAAACGGAAGCUUCCCCUCCAGGGACUCUAUGAAUUUAAUAUAUUCAGCACUUUUCUUCUGGGAAGUGAGGUUCCUAGGUGGUUCGACAUUAAGAGUACAGGUUCCUCAAUAAAUUUUAAUGUGCCCUCACUUCCUGAACUCAAGAUCCAGGGCUUGAAUAUUUGCAUUGUAUAUGCACAUGCCAAUCAACGUUCUGAUGAUCCAAGAACCAAGCGUUGGAAUGAGUUUUAUAUUAAAACCAGUAACAAGACAAAGGAUUUGAAGUGGACCUAUAGCCCAACAUUCAUAGGCCUUCCAGAAGACAACGAAGAGAUGAUAUGGUUAAGCCACUGGAACAUGGGGAAUCAGUUGGAAAGUGGUGAUGAAGUGAAUGUUGCAGUGUUCCUUUGGGCAGAAAAGCAGCUAAAAGAGUUUGGCAUUCAUGCUGUGUAUGAUCAAGAAGAGAAGCGUACCCAACACCAACAGGACACCAAUCCGCCUUGUCAAAAUGUCAUUGAUCGAGAUUUGUCAGAAUAUCAGGUGAGGCCAGGCAAAUACUUCCUCUGCCAUCACGAUUUUGAUACCUAUCAAGAGUGCUCAAAGGAGGAUGACCGGACAGCCAACGGCUGGUAUGACUUCUUAUUUGGGGACUCUUCACAGACUAGUUCAUAAAUUUUUUUAGCAUACCCAAAAUAAGAAAUGACCAGGGUUCGAAAGAUCAGAGAAACAAAAAAAACUCAAGGCACUGGCUUGCAGGCAACUUUGUUCUCCAUGAAUCUGUUGUAUUUUCAGAUAAAGGAUUCAUUUUUGUUUGAUAUGUCCUGCAAUCAGUGUGAGUCUUCAUUUAUUGUUUAUUUAUUGUGUUGGUUGAAUUUGAGUCUCAUAUUGGUUUUGUCACAAUAGUAACACUUUCUUAUAUGUAUUUUGAGCCAUUAUGAUUACAUGUAAUUCAGUUUCUUUCAUCGAAAGAAAAUUGAUGUGUGUAUUGCUCUUGCAUCAAAGAAAAAUUGAUCAA
Molecule: messenger RNA, 4295 nt
Organism: Camellia sinensis
Lineage: Eukaryota; Viridiplantae; Streptophyta; Magnoliopsida; Ericales; Theaceae
Product: disease resistance protein RUN1
Biological process (GO): defense response; signal transduction
Molecular function (GO): protein binding; ADP binding
Source: RefSeq, a predicted model, not a curated record